Messenger RNA from Pelodiscus sinensis (Chinese soft-shelled turtle), 1058 nucleotides. Lineage: Eukaryota; Metazoa; Chordata; Testudines; Trionychidae. The record is from RefSeq and is a predicted model, not a curated record.
CUCGUAGAUCAGCCGCGGUCUCUGGAAGAAGUACGGGGACAAGAGAGUGAUGGACACGCCCAUAUCCGAGAUGGGCUUUACAGGAAUUGCGGUAGGCGCUGCCAUGGCUGGGUUGAGGCCGAUCUGUGAAUUCAUGACCUUCAACUUCUCCAUGCAAGCAAUUGAUCAAGUUAUAAAUUCUGCUAGUAAGACACUUUACAUGUCUGCAGGCAUGGUGCCUGUCCCGGUUGUCUUCAGAGGUCCCAAUGGUGCCUCUGCUGGAGUAGGAGCACAACACUCUCAAUGCUUUGCUGCUUGGUAUGGGCAUUGUCCUGGACUGAAAGUAGUCAGUCCUUGGAGUUCAGAGGAUGCUAAAGGCCUACUAAAAGCAUCAGUCCGGGAUGACAAUCCAGUUGUGAUGCUGGAAAAUGAAUUGAUGUAUGGAGUCCCUUUUGAAAUGUCAGAAGAAGCUCAGUCAAAGGACUUCCUUGUUCCUAUUGGAAAAGCCAAAAUAGAAAGACCAGGAACCCAUGUUACUUUAGUGUCACACUCCAGAUCUGUUGGACACUGUCUGGAAGCAGCUGCUGUACUUGUCAAAGAAGGUGUGGAGUGUGAGGUGAUAAACCUCCGUACCAUUAGACCAAUGGAUGUGGAAAGUAUUGAGGCCAGUGUUAUGAAGACAAAUCAUCUUGUAACAGUGGAGGGAGGCUGGCCACAGUUUGGAGUAGGAGCUGAAAUUUGUGCCAGGAUCAUGGAAGGACCUGCCUUUAACUACUUGGAUGCUCCAGCUGUGCGUCUCACAGGUGCAGAUGUUCCUAUGCCUUAUGCAAAGAUUUUGGAAGAGAAUUGCUUACCUCAAGUGAAAGAUAUCAUAUUUGCAGUGAAGAAAAUACUAAAUAUUUAACUUGCAUGUAUAUGUUGCUCUUUCUCUGGCUCUUGAGCAUUAAGGGAUUGGAUGACUCGUUCAUAACUUUGUUGUAUAACUUGACCUUUUUGUAUGGAGAGAAGGGUUAGGUGACUUUGUAAAUGUAUUUAUGUAGCUAAGCUAUGUUCGGGGGGGUCACCCUCCUACUUUCUUC